Molecule: messenger RNA, 6101 nt
Organism: Poeciliopsis prolifica (blackstripe livebearer)
Lineage: Eukaryota; Metazoa; Chordata; Actinopteri; Cyprinodontiformes; Poeciliidae
Gene: jak2a
Product: Janus kinase 2a
Exons: 24
Coding region: 333-3707 (1124 amino acids)
Biological process (GO): peptidyl-tyrosine phosphorylation; cell surface receptor signaling pathway via JAK-STAT; hemopoiesis
Cellular component (GO): membrane; cytosol; cytoskeleton
Molecular function (GO): non-membrane spanning protein tyrosine kinase activity; cytokine receptor binding; ATP binding
Source: RefSeq, a predicted model, not a curated record
UCCUCGUCACAGCGCAGUCGGCUUCCCCGCUGACGGAAGGAGUCAGUAGAAAGGAGUGACUGUCAGUCAGAGGUUGUUUCUUACUUCAAAGAACGCAGCAAGUCGUAAUAAAAAACACCUUCCGCCGAGCGAACAAGGUGGGGGAAGAGAUGCGGGCAGCGACAGAAUGGCUGCCGGGGGACGAAUGAACGGAGCGGCUGCCGAGGACUGGGCGCUGUAGCAUAGCUAGCUAAUGGGGAGCCGAGAGCUGGACUUCACGCCGACCUGAGUUCAGUUGGGGAAACUCGGAGCAGCAACACAUUGCAGCAAGCUGGUUUUUCAGUAAGGAGCACAUGGCCUUUAUUCUGCUGACAGACAUGGACCCUCUUUCUUCCAACCCGACAACACUUGAUGGCUUAUCCACUGACCCUGACCCCAAGCAGGAAGUAAAGGCAGUUACUUUAACUCUUCACCUUUACCACCUGGGAAAGACUGAAGGAAGGGGCAGCUGCUCAGACGACACCCUCACAUUUCCAUCGGGAGAGUAUGUCGCAGAGGAACUGUGCAUCACUGCUGCCAAAGCUUGUGGAAUUAGCCCAGUGUACUGCAGCUUGUUUUGCCUGAUGAGGGAAAAUGACCGAAUAUAUUUUCCUCCUAAUCACAUCUUCAAACUGCACAACUCAGGUAGUGAAAACCUGCACUUCAGAAUCAGAUACUAUUUUCCAGGCUGGUAUAACAGCAGUAACUCCUUCUACGCCCAUCGUUAUGGCUUGUCCAAAGAGAUGGAAAGCCCAGUAAUGGAUGACAGUGUCAUGGCCUACCUGUUUGCUCAGUGGCGCAGUGACUUUUUAAAUGGCUGGGUUCAUAUUCCGGUCAGCCAUGAAGCUCAGGAGGAGUGCCUGGGUAUGGCUGUUCUCGACAUGAUGAGGCUCGCUAAAGAGAGCGAUCUGUCACCGGUGGAUAUCUACAAUGAUACCAGCUACAAGUCCUUCCUCCCCAGAUGCAUGAGGAAACGCAUCCAAGAGUACAACCUGUUGACCCGGAAGAGGAUCCGCUACCGUUUCCGACGGUUCAUCCAGCAGUUCAGUGAGUGCAAAGCCACUGUAUGCAACCUGAAGCUCAAAUACCUAAUGAACCUGGAGAUGCUGCUGCCCUCUAUGUACUCUGAGCGCUUCCAUGUGACUGACCUGUCCUCACGAGAGGUUACCAUCGUGGUGAUGGGCAACAAGGGCAUCCUUUGGUCUAAAGGAAAAGGAGAGGAGGGAGCAGAGGAGGAGCUGGAGAUAUAUUGUGAUUUCCCAGAGGUGAUCGACAUCAGCAUCAAACAGGGCAGCAAGGAAGGCUCAGCAGAAAGUCGCAUUGUUUCCCUCACCAGACAGGACAAUCAGAUCUUGGAGCUGGAGUUCCAGUUGCUCUCUGAGGCCCUGUCUUUUGUUUCUUUGGUUGAUGGAUAUUACCGACUAGUCGCCGACGCCCAUCACUACUUGUGUAAAGAAGUUGCCCCACCAAGACUUCUCGAGUGCAUUCAGAGUUACUGCCAUGGCCCUGUAUCGAUGGAGUUUACAAUUAGUAAGCUGCGUCGUUUGGGUAACUAUCAAGGCCUCUACAUCCUACGCUGCAGCCCCCGAGAGUAUGACAAAUUCUUCAUGUCCUUUGUUGUUGGGUAUGAAACCAUGGUGGAUUAUAAGCACUGUCAGAUUGUGAAGACGGAGUCUGGAGAGUUCAUCCUGAGCGGUGCCAAAAGAAGCUUUGGUUCUCUGAAAGAACUCAUGCAUUGCUACCAAAAGGAGGCGCUCCGCACUGAUGGGUACACUUUCCAGCUCAUCAGGUGCUGUCCACCCAGCCAGAAAGACAAAUCCAACCUGCUGGUUUGCAGAAAUAACCAAAGUACAGACGUCCCUCCGUCUCCAUCACUUCACAAACACAUCAGCCAGAUGGUUUUCCACAAAAUCCGCAAAGAAGACCUUAUCUUUAAUGAAAGUCUGGGCCAAGGAACGUUUACAAAGCUCUUUCGUGGUGUGAGGAAGGAACUGGGCGAUUACGGGGAGGUUCACCAGAUGGACAUGGCGGUCAAGAUUCUAGACAAGGCUCAUCGUAGUUUUUCAGAGUCCUUCUUUGAGGCCGCCAGCAUGAUGAGCCAGCUGUCCCACAAGCACUUACUCCUCAUUUAUGGUGUGUGUGUUUGCGGCGACGAAAACAUGAUGGUGCAGGAAUAUGGAAAGUUUGGCUCUCUGGAUAUUUAUCUGAAAAAGAAGAAAAACUGUGUCAACAUCACCUGGAAGCUAGAAGUGGCUAAACAGUUAGCCUGGGCUAUGCAUUACCUGGAGGAUAAAAGCAUAGUUCAUGGGAAUGUUUGUGCCAAAAACAUCCUGCUAAUCAGAGAGGAGGACCGGAAGACGGGCAGCCUCCCUUUCAUCAAGCUCAGUGAUCCUGGUAUCAGCAUCACCGUUCUGCCCAGAGAAGUUCUGGUGGAGCGUAUCCCCUGGGUGCCACCUGAGUGCAUCGAAAACCCCCAGAAUCUGAGCUUAGCAACAGACAAAUGGGGCUUCGGGACGACGCUUUGGGAGAUCUGCAGCGGGGGAGAAAAACCACUCAACACCCUGGACUCCUCAAAGAAGAACUUGUUCUAUGAGGACAGACACCAGUUGCCAGCUCCAAAGUGGACUGAGUUGGCCAACCUGAUAAACAGCUGCAUGGACUAUGAGCCUUUAUACCGACCCUCCUUCAGGAUAAUCAUCAGAGACCUCAACAGUCUUUUUACUCCAGAUUAUGAAUUGCUGGUGGAGAGCGACAUGGUUCCCAACAGAACCCGAGGGUUUGGCUUCCCGUGGGCCUCAGUGAGCCAGGAGCCAGCGCAGUUUGAGGAGAGACACUUGAUCUUCCUCAAGCAGCUGGGCAAAGGCAACUUUGGCAGCGUUGAGAUGUGCCGGUACGACCCGCUGCAGGACAGCACCGGGGAGGUGGUGGCUGUGAAGAAGCUGCAGCACAGUACAGCUGAGCACCUUCGGGACUUUGAGCGGGAAAUUGAAAUCCUCAAAUCGCUUCACCAUGAGAACAUUGUCAAAUACAAAGGCGUGUGCUACAGUGCAGGUAGAAGAAACCUUCGUCUCAUCAUGGAGUACCUCCCCUUUGGCAGCUUGAGAGAUUAUCUCAUCAAACACAAGGACCACAUCGAUUCCAUGAAACUGCUGCACUACGCAUCGCAGAUAUGCAAGGGCAUGGACUAUCUUGGUGGUAAACGGUACAUUCACAGAGACCUGGCCACCAGGAACAUUCUGGUGGAGAGCGACAUGAGGGUGAAGAUCGGCGAUUUUGGCCUAACCAAAGUGCUGCCGCAGGACAAGGAGUACUACACUGUCAGGGAGCCUGGGGAGAGCCCCAUCUUCUGGUAUGCUCCUGAGUCGCUGACAGAGAGCAAGUUCUCCGUAGCUUCUGACGUUUGGAGCUUCGGCGUCGUUCUAUAUGAGCUCUUUACCUACAGUGACAAGAACUGCAGUCCCCCAGCGGUUUUCAUGGAGAAAAUGGGAAAUGAAAAGCAGGGCCAGAUGAUCGUCUACCAUUUGAUCGACCUGCUGAAACAAGGAUACAGACUCCCUGCUCCUGAAAACUGCCUGAAGGAGAUUCACAAGAUCAUGACGGAGUGCUGGAGCAGUGACCCGAAACUGCGGCCCACAUUCAAAGUCCUAAUCCAGCGGGUGGAGACUGUGCGAGAGAGCAAGGACGGAUGAGAUGAACGCAGCGAAUUCCUGAACUGUUGACCUGCUGGUGUUGACGUGCGCUAGUCAGUCGUCACACAACGACUAGAGUUACCAAUGGAGUUUAGGUGGUGGCUGUAUUCACACUCGUGGCAGCUCGACCGCUUCAUGAAGAAAAGACUGAAAUACCGAGUACACUACAGCUAAUUAGAAGAUUUUCUCUGUUGUUUUCUAAUACAAUUCUACGUUUUUUUUUGUUUUUGUUUGUUUGUUUGUUUUUUGUAUUUACAAUCCAAACUGCAUUCCGAACAGACUUUCAGCCAUGUGGCUGCGCUUGAAAUCACGACGAAACCAAGAGGUUCCAGUUCUUCACCAGAGGUGGUGCUAGAGUCACGCUUUCAGUGGUUCUGCCUUGCUUUUCCACCACUGUCAUUGCAUCAUUCUAAACAUAUUUAAUUAUUGUUUGGACCCCCCCAUACUCUGAGAAUGGAGUCAAUUCAACCAAACAAAUAGGAUUUAUCCAUGUAUUACUGCACACAGUAAUACAUGGAUACUGGUAACCAACUUGAUUUAUUAACACUUCUAAAAAACUGGGCUUUUGGAUACAUGAUCUAACACAGCUUUUAAAGAAAGAUUUAUUAACACCACUUGUGUUGAAGAACUGAUUCAGAAAGGAGAAUAAUCAGCCCUGACCACAGCCACAAACCGGCUUACUUAAACUCUGAGAUAGAUCAUUUCAAAAUAAACUGCGAAAAGAGACGGUCAUCCCCUGAUGUCCUUAUGCCAAUCUGACAAAUUGCUAUUGUUGAAGCACAGAUUUUACAUUUUUAAUAAAACCUGAAACUAAAUUCUGGAGUUUUAAACGUGGCCCUUAUUAAAAGAAGUUCUUUCCUUUGGUCCGACUGCGACCUGGAUUAGCAUGGGAUUCCGAGCCCGGCUGAGAUUUUGUCUUGGUGAAGCUCUGGGAACAGUUUGGUGGAAAAGGUUCAACGGAGACCCAGAGAUUUGUUUGGACCUUCUCUGUUACAUAGAUAAUGCGACUUGCAAAAGUUUUUACACCCUGAGAAGUUUAACAAACGUGUGAACGCUUCACCAACAGCUGCAUUAAUACAGUUUAAAUGAUUCACAGGCGGAUUGAAUUAGCAAUGAAGUGAGUUCUAAAAUUUAGUUUAACAACCAGAGAUGUUAAACUAAAUGCUUUGCGGAGCCUGCAUUGUGUGAGCGAUCAUCAAGUUACACUGUAAUGCCUCUGGAGGUCUUUAUUUUAAUUUACUUCUUUUUAUUGCUUUUUUUAAAUGCAUCACACAUUCUGAAUGAUACAAGGCUUCAUUAUCAGCCUAUGGGAAAGCUUCAAAAUAAGUGGAUGCCUAUAUUUUGUGCCAGCUAUCAGUUUAUUUAAAGAGUUUUGUGAUUUCUGGUCAGUUUGCAUUACAUUACCGACCAUAAAUGAGUGGUAAGAAGGGCUGCUUUGUAUUUUUUUUUUUAAUUCAUGUCACUAUUUAGGGAAUACUUAAAGGGGACCUAUUAUGCAAAGUUCACUUUUUACAUGCUUUUGUACUUCAGUAUGAGUCUCAGCUGCUUUUAAACAGUUCAAAUGAUUUAAAGCAAAAAACAGCCAGAAAAGACUAUUUUUUUGGAAAUAAGUUCAUAUUUUUUGGUUUCAGGGAAACGAGCCAUUUCAUGAACCUCCCAAUUAUUCAGUUGCAGUCGUACCUUAACUUGUUCAAGAAAACAUAAUAGGUCUCCUUUAGACUAAGAAUAAUGGAUAUUUAUGACUGAAGGCUUUAAAGAAAAUAUGCAGUUUGUGAAAUACUUUCUAAUGUUCAACUUUUUCUGCCAUAAACGACAGAUCCUUGUUCAUAUUGUUUUUAUUUAAUUCAGUGCCUUUACUUUGUUAAAAAUGUUAUAUCACAAACUGCAAAAAUUCAUCAAUUGUAAAAUUGGAACUGAAAAGAACAAAUUCAAUAUUUUGUGGUGGAUUAUGCUUACUUUGUUUAAAGCUGUGAAAAAGGGCAUCUUUGUUUCAGUUGUGCAACUUUUACUAAUGAUGAAUUUGUGUUGUUUAUGGUCAAAUAUGUUAAUUUGUAAAGUGUGAGUUUAUUUCAUGACCAAAGAUUUUUCUGAAAAGAAACAUUUAUACUGCUCGACUGUUUUCCACAUUUAUUUUGGAGUUGGAUUGAGUUUUGACUGUGAAUGUAAACGAUCACAAAUGUUUGGUGUAAAGACAAAAAAACGUGUUUACUCAUUUAAUUCACAAAGAUUCAUUGAUUUGGAUCAUAAAGUUAGGAGAUGGUAUUUUUUUCUGAAGUCUGGAUGUUUGUUUUCGAUGGCAAAUAAAAUGCAGAUCUUUACCUUUUUGUUGUCCAAGAUACAAAUAAAAGUGAUACUUCAAUAUGUCAAUAAAAAGUCACUGUCGUUUCAGCAUGA